AUGUCUAAAUUCACCAUUUCUACUUCCCAGCUUUUGUCUGCGGACAAGCUGAAGCUGAAGGAGCUAAGAUACGAAGCCAAGACCCAAUUCUACCAGUCUCACGUUCUUGACUUUGUAUCCUGCGAUGUUGCUCUCGAAGACUUUAUCGAUGACUACAUUCAGGGAUACUGCAAGCUCCAGAACUGCGUCACUCCAUCAUCUUCGGUCUCCUUCGCCUCAGACGACGCUUCAACGAGGCCCAGGUCUAGACUGAGACGCCUUCUUCAAUGCAUCACCAGAAAGAAGCUCUAG
Molecule: messenger RNA, 291 nt
Organism: Colletotrichum orchidophilum
Lineage: Eukaryota; Fungi; Ascomycota; Sordariomycetes; Glomerellales; Glomerellaceae
Exons: 1
Coding region: 1-291 (96 amino acids)
Source: RefSeq, a predicted model, not a curated record